Messenger RNA from Pseudopipra pipra, 1319 nucleotides. It is a transcript of the gene PLPP5, whose product is annotated as phospholipid phosphatase 5. The record is from RefSeq and is a predicted model, not a curated record. The coding region runs from base 74 to 868 and encodes 264 amino acids. The transcript has 7 exons. Gene Ontology annotation, molecular function: phosphatidate phosphatase activity. Lineage: Eukaryota; Metazoa; Chordata; Aves; Passeriformes; Pipridae. Gene Ontology annotation, biological process: phospholipid metabolic process; phospholipid dephosphorylation.
CUCCUCCGGGAAGGGAGCGGAGGCUGCGCUCGCUCCGCCCCGGAGGCGGUGGCUCGUCGGGCGGGCAGUGGCCAUGCGGCGAGCGGAGCUGGCGGCCGAGACCGCGCUGCGGGCCCUGCUCCUCGCCACCUUCGGGAUCAUGGAGUUCCUGCCGCCCUUCCAGCGCGUGGUGCAGCCCGAGGAGAUGUGGCUCUAUAAAAACCCCUACGUUGAGGUGGACCACGUUCCCACCGCCCUCAUGUUUUUCAUUGCGUUUCUGUCUCCCCUGCUGCUCAUCGUGCUGGCGAGGCUGUUCAUGAGCGCCGACCGCGAGGACACGCGGGAAGCCUGCCUUGCUGCCAGCCUUGCUCUCGCCCUGAAUGGGCUUUUUACCAAUGCCCUGAAGCUCGUCAUGGGGAGGCCACGGCCCGACUUCUUCUACCGCUGCUUCCCGGACGGCCGGGCCAACGCGGAGCUGGUGUGCACAGGGGACUCCCGCCGAGUGACCGAGGGACGCAAGAGCUUCCCCAGCGGACACGCGUCCUUCGCCUUCGCUGGUCUCGCCUUCUCCGCCUUCUACCUGGCGGGGAAGCUGCACAGCUUCACUCCAGGCCGGGGGGGCCGGGCCCUGCGCCUCUGCGCCUUCCUCCUCCCCCUCUUCCUCGCCACCCUCAUCGCCGUGUCCCGCACCUGCGACUACAAACACCACUGGCAAGAUGUGUUGGUUGGCUCCAUGAUGGGCUUGGUGCUUGCAUACCUGUGCUACAGGCAGUACUACCCUCCCCUGACAGACUCCAUGUGCCACAAACCGUCUCUGUCCAAGCCCAAACCGCCGCCGGUGCAUGAGGAGAAGCCUCCAGCUCCCAGCUUCCACCUGGACAUACAGUGAUGGGCUCUGUCCUGCUGAUCCCUGGGUGCCAGGGCAGGGCAAGGCUUUGGGGAGGCUGCUCAGCAGUGGUUCUGAUGAGGAUGAGCCCCAGGCAGGGGUUCCCUGCAGUGCCGGUGAGUCUCCUGCCCAGGGGCUUGUGUUGCUUCCUUUAAUGGAAUUUUAUAGGUGUCCUCCACUUCGGGCCUCCUGUGAAGCGAGGGGAGCACUUGAGGGGCCACCUUGCAGGAUGACAGUCCAGGUAUGAAGGUCCUGAAGCAAGAACUGGGAAAAUCUGACAAUCCAGUGUGCCCAGUCUGGUGGGAGUCCUAGUGUCCAGUCCAGGAAGCACCAUUGGUCACCUCCCUACAAUCCAGCUGAGCUGUCCCAGCCCUUCUCCUGGGAAAUGAAGUGCAGGACCUGCCAGCCUUGAGUUUUUUCUAAUUUGCCAAAUAAAGGAGUUUAAUUUUUUUAA